Messenger RNA from Cryptomeria japonica (Japanese cedar), 1335 nucleotides. Its product is annotated as NAD(P)H-quinone oxidoreductase subunit H, chloroplastic-like. Gene Ontology annotation, molecular function: NAD binding; quinone binding; NADH dehydrogenase (ubiquinone) activity. NCBI's taxonomy places the organism in Eukaryota, Viridiplantae, Streptophyta, Pinopsida, Cupressales, Cupressaceae. The record is from RefSeq and is a predicted model, not a curated record. Bases 1 to 1305 code for a protein of 434 amino acids. The transcript is spliced from 3 exons.
AUGGCAGACAGAGACCGACAGCUUGCAGAGGUGAGGGCUGAGGGAGAUCAUCAGCUUAUAGAGAUUAGGACUAAGCGAGAUUUUCAGAUAGCUAAGCUGAGAGAAGAGCGCGAUCAUCAGGUCACGGCGAUGAGAGCAGAGCGAGACACCCUUCAGCAGGAGGGUAUUACAAGUUGUGCCCUAGCCGCAGAGGUUGCGGCCACCAAUGUGGAUGCAGACCCACGACCUCCAUACUAUGGACACAGGACUCUGUGGCCACCAUGGCGUCGUAGGUCUCUGCGGCCGCCAUGGGGUCGCAGUUCUUGCCAAUAUCUCCCCUAUGUAACACGAUGGGAUUAUUUGGCUACUAUGUUCACAGAGGCGAUAACGGUUAAUGCGCCAGAAAAAUUGGAAAAUAUUCAAAUACCUAAAAGGGCUAGCUAUAUUAGAAUGAUUAUGCUAGAGUUAAGUCGUAUAGCUUCUCAUUUGUUAUGGCUUGGACCUUUCAUGGCUGAUAUUGGUGUGCAGACUCCUUUCUUUUAUAUUUUAAGAGAGAGGGAAAUGAUAUAUGAUUUAUUUGAAGCUGCCACGGGCAUGCGAAUGAUGCAUAAUUAUUUCCGCAUUGGAGGAGUAGCUGUAGAUUUACCCUACGGUUGGAUAGAUAAAUGCUUAGAUUUUUGCUAUUAUUUCUUCCCAAAAGUGACAGAAUAUGAAAGGCUUAUUACACGCAAUCCUAUCUUUUUGAAACGAGUUGAGGGAGUAGGCAUUAUUAGUAGAGAAGAAGCAAUAGAUUGGAGUUUAUCAGGACCCAUGCUACGAGCUUCCGGAAUCCAAUGGGAUCUUCGUAAAGUGGAUCAUUAUGAAUGCUACGAUGAAUUGGAUUGGGAAAUCCAAUGGCAAAAAGAAGGAGAUUCGUUAGCUCGUUAUUUGCUUCGAAUCGGGGAAAUGAAAGAAUCUAUCAAAAUAAUCAAACAGGCCCUAGAAGUAAUUCCGGGAGGUCCCUAUGAGAAUUUAGAGGUUCGACGUUUAAAUAAGGGAAAAGAUUCGCAAUGGAACGAUUUCGAAUCUCGAUUUAUCAGUAAAAAACCUUCCCCUACUUUUGAGUUAUCAAAACAAGAACAUUACAUGAGAGUAGAAGCUCCCAAGGGGGAACUAGGAAUUUUUUUUAUAGGAGAUGAUAAUAUUUUUCCCUGGAGAUGGAAAAUUCGACCACCUGCUUUUAUUAAUUUGCAGAUCCCUCCUCAACUGGUUAAAAGGAUGAAAUUAGCCGAUAUCAUGACGAUUUUGGGUAGUAUAGAUAUCAUUAUGGGAGAGGUUGAUCGUUAAAAUGGUUAUUAAUAUAGCAGAUCUCGAAGA